AUGCCAGGCCCGAGGUGGACGCGGCCCUUGCCCCGCGCGUGGUUUUCGGGCGUGGCGUGCACGGUCGUUGCUGCUCGGUUGGUUUCCCUGGCUGAUGCGCAGGAGUGGCUGCAAGCCAACAUCUAUGAGAUCCCCGAGGUGGACCCUGGCGUGCAGGUCGCGACAAUCACGUCGCUCUACGAGGUCGACACUGUAGACCUGGUCUCGAUGAUGUCGCGCACCGUGGAGCGUCUGUCCGCGGGAUUGAACGGCCUGCCUGUCGACUACAUCCGAGUGGACGCAUGGACACCGCUAACGGAAGGAACUCUGUGCACUGUGUCUUCUUCGUUGUUGUGCGAUUUGGUCAACGAGACAGGAGACACCGUUCAGCAGGUCUUGGCGCCAGGCAUCGGCGGAAUGAGCGUGAACGGAAGCCUUGAAGACUUUCGCGUGGAGGAUUGCAUGUCGAGUGAAUACGUUAACGUUACUCCUAUAGACCUGGACAACAUCUCGAGCAACGUGUCCCACAAUGUCGAUAAUCUGAGCCUCGAUACCGCACGGUGGCGGAUCGGUGGCGAUCUCACGAAUAAUUCGUCGUUGCCGUGGAUGUUCUGGGAUGAGGAUCUCUUCACGGAGGCUCGAACAGAGGAGUUUGAGGAUCGUGUGUCGGCCACCGAGCUAUGUGUGAACAUUGACGACACCAAGCUCAUGUUUUAUCCUUUCGAAGUCGGCAACGUCUAUGUCACGGGCUACCGGGACUUCUUGAACACAAACAUAUCAAGCAACAGUGCGAUCAACAUGAGUUUCGCCAUUUGGGUACAGGGCGUAAUCGACACUAGAACUGCGAAAGUCAUUAACGCAAAGUUCGCCAUGAACGAUCCAGCAUCCAACGUUUCCAACGAAUCGGUUGUCAUCCCGUACAAUUUUUCCAAUGUAACAAACACCACUGCAGAUUUUACAGAUCACUUAGAUUUUAUGGCACUGAUAGAUUAUGUCAAUCAGCAAGGGAUAAUCACAUACCUCCCUAUAUGUGCUAUACCCCUUGUGACCAUGCAGGGAUGCAUGACCAUCACUCACAGCAUCUUCGAACACGCUAACUUCACUGAGUACCAUCUGCGAUAUAGGGUCGGUUACCUUAGACACAUCUUCACAAUGCUUGCCAGCGCGACCGACCCACUGGGGGAAUUCAACGUGUCAGAGGGGCCUUGGCCCAGCUACACGUGGCUCCUACCAGCGCAGGAGUCUGAAGGACCCUGGCAGAAAAAAGUAUUCCCACAGUGGGAAUCAACCUACGACGACACUUGCAUCGCGACCGUCGAAUGCAAUACAAUACCUAUCGCACCGCUGCCACGAUACUUGCACAGUGCUGUAAUUUACUUCACGUGGGAGUUCGAGCAGCACGCGAAGAAGUUCCUCUGUGCGGACCCACUCACAAAGGUGCCCGUCGAAUCUUGCGACGAGACUUGCCUCACCGAUUUGGCCUGCCUCGGUGGGGAAGAGUAUUGGCAAGUCCCGUUCAGUUCCCCGAUGAUGAUAGUGUUUGGGGGCAGGACGUUCAACACGAGCCAGUACUACUACGACGAGCAGGGAACCCCACACCUCAUUUUUAAGUAUUGCGAGAGAUUGAGUAGUGAGGAGUUGCUUACAGAGUGGCAGAUGUGCAGCGAGUUCGCCACAAACGACAUCUGGCGCUACGACAUCAAUGACAACCGAUGGGACUUCAUGAAGCCAGAUUCGGCCAUUAGCGAGACCACAGGCGAGCGUUUCGGAAUGCCGUCCCCCCGGUACGGGCAUGCAGCGGCCAUCGUCGAGAUUGUGGAGUCAAGCGAUUCAGACCAGAAGCGGAUGUACAUGUACAUAUAUGGGGGCAUCGGCCCGUAUUGCACAGGCGGUGUCUGCUCCGACGUUUGGCGUUACGAGAUUCCUUUUGCGGCGCAGGCCUACUACCCCAAGCUCGCCGACGAAGACAUUUGGAGGCGUGGCAACAUGUGGGAGGAAUUGGGGGAGGCAGACGUUGGAGGCCGAUACCGCCACUCGAUGGUGGCGACGUCGACCAUGGAAUAUAUUUUCGUAUAUGGUGGCCAGGGCAUCGGCAGGUUUUACGACGAUCUUAUCAAGUAUCGUGUUUCAACCGAUGUGUGGGAGCUUGUCGACCCUGACGGCCGGUUCUCGUUGACGCGACUGAUGUACGAUUAUAUGGGGUCGCCGAUCGAGGUGAAAUUACCCACCGAGGAGUAG
This is a messenger RNA of Prorocentrum cordatum, 2217 nucleotides long. The record is from the annotation of a GenBank genome assembly. NCBI's taxonomy places the organism in Eukaryota, Dinophyceae, Prorocentrales, Prorocentraceae.